Messenger RNA from Pelecanus crispus (Dalmatian pelican), 495 nucleotides. Lineage: Eukaryota; Metazoa; Chordata; Aves; Pelecaniformes; Pelecanidae. The record is from RefSeq and is a predicted model, not a curated record.
AUGAAGGAAGCAAAUGCUGCAGCCACGUGUGCACACUCAGUGAGCGCAGCCCCCUCAAGGAAUCAUACCUUGCUGACCCCUUGCCCCACUGUUUUGCAGCACAUCCCGAUGCCGGUGCUGUAUGGGGUCUUUCUGCACAUGGGGGUGGCAGCACUGAACAGCAUCCAGCUCACAGACCGCGUGCGGCUGCUCCUGAUGCCAGCCAAGCACCAGCCAGACCUCGCCUACCUCCGCCACGUGCCCCUGCGCCGGGUGCACCUCUUCACCAUCAUCCAGCUGCUGUGCCUAGCCUUGCUCUGGGUCCUCAAGUCCACCAUGGCCGCUAUUAUUUUCCCAGUGAUGCUGCUGGCGCUGGUUGGAAUCCGGAAGGGGCUGGAGCGUGUCUUCUCUCUGCAUGACCUGAGCUGGCUGGAUGGCCUCCUGCCAGAAAUGGCCAGGAAGGAGUCUGAACUGAUGCAUCGCCAAGGACCAGAGAUCAACGUCUCCGUGAACUAG